This is a messenger RNA of Fomitopsis serialis, 1788 nucleotides long. Its product is annotated as cytochrome P450. Lineage: Eukaryota; Fungi; Basidiomycota; Agaricomycetes; Polyporales; Fomitopsidaceae. Gene Ontology annotation, molecular function: iron ion binding; heme binding; oxidoreductase activity, acting on paired donors, with incorporation or reduction of molecular oxygen. The transcript has 14 exons. Bases 1 to 1788 code for a protein of 595 amino acids. The record is from RefSeq and is a predicted model, not a curated record.
AUGGGCCUACCACCAUCGCCGGCCAUGCUGUUACUAGCUGUGAUUGCGAUCGGACUUGCAUACAAGUUUCGUGCGGCGCGGUCUCGCUCUCAUACACUCCCACCUGGUCCGAAGCCGUGGCCUCUCCUGGGCAAUGCGCUGCAAGUCUCUCUAGAGUAUAUGCACCACACCUUCAGCGAGUGGCGGCAGAGAUACGGUACGUCCGUGCCAACAACGAUCAACGUUCCCCGGGCACGAGGAGAUAGUAGCCCGGUCGAGGACCUCCCGGGCUGGCUGAAGAACGCGCUCCCAGCGAGCCUAUCAAGGGUCAGGCAGACGCAAAACGAGAGGCUGAGGCGGAUGGCAAAGGAGGAGUGGAAGGCGUCCCCAAGGGCAGAACGGAUGGACCGAAUUGACCCGGAGAUGCCGUCGAAGAAGUAUGGGAAGCUGGCAGAGAAGUUACCUCGGAGACAGGCGAGCGACGUCGUCUACUUCUCCGUGCUCGGUAGAGGAGCCAUUGUCCUCAACUCGCUGGCGGCUCAGGAUCUCCUGGACAAACGCAACGCGAUCUAUUCCGACAGGCCGCGGUCGAUCCUGAUUCACGAGAUGAUGGACUUUUCCCCGAACAUGCCGCUCCUCCCGUAUAACGACGAGUGGCGCCGACAGCGGCGGUGGAUCCAGGCCUCGCUCCUCGACAAAGCGAAGCUCGACAGCUACCGACCCAUCCAACAAAGGGAGGUCGUCCGGAUGCUCGCUGGGAUCCUCAAGACGCCAGAUGCGUUCGCCUCGCUUAUUAGGCGGUACGAAGGCGGGAUAAUGCUGGAGAUAGCCUACGGACGCACCAUCACGGCGCACGACGAUUCUUUUGUCAAGCUUGCUUGUCAGGCGAUCCUCCGGCUGACCGAAGCUGGUAGCCCCUCCGCCUCCUUGGUCGACUUCGUGCCGAUCCUGCGCUACAUGCCUACAUGGCUUCCCGGAAGCGCGUGGAAGCGCAAAGCCCUCGACGUCCGGCGCCUCAUGCAAGACGUCAUGCACAUCCCGUAUGAGCACACGAAACAGGCUUUAGCAGCUGGUACGGCAGGCCCGUCUUUCCUCACGACGCUUUUAGAGGAGACGUCGGAGAAAGGGAGCCUGUCCCCUGAGGACGAGCGGGCCAUGAAGGGUAUCGCCAGUGUGUUGUAUGCAGCCGGGACCGAUACAUCAGCGACAGUCGUCGUGACGUUCGUCCUCGCGAUGGUCCUCCACCCCGACGUCUGCCGGAAGGCCCAGAUGGAGAUCGACCAAGUAGUAGGCAACGCGCGGCUUCCGAACUUUCAGGAUCGAGACUCCUUGCCGUACGUUGAGUGCAUCUUGCGGGAGACGUUCCGAUGGAACGCGCCGUUGCCAAUCGGCAAGCAUUCCACAUCAAUAACAAGCGACGACCUGUACCGAGACUUCCACAUUCCCAGAAACACCAUCGUGAUAGCGAACCUUUGGCACAUGGCCCGCGAUCCUGAAGUCUAUCCUGCCCCUGAAGUGUUCCUGCCGGAACGCUACCUCGGGAUGGACGCUAGCACUCUGGAUGCUACAGACCCUCGCAAGUCAUAUUCGGGUUCGGCAGGCGGUGAGCUGUGUCCGGGUCGCCAGCUGGCGGACUCGUCGAUCUGGCUCGCCAUCGCCUGCAUGCUUGCGACACUCGACUUCAGCAAGGCUCGCGACGCGGCGGGGGACGAGAUCACGCCGGCUACAGACUUCAUGCCCGGCGCUAUAAGCCAUCCCAAACCAGACAGCGGACGCAUUCUGAAGUAUGCAUACAUUACGACCGAUUAA